CCUGCACUCUGGACGGCGCGAAAACCCAAUUGACAAGAACUCCCUCCGAAUCCCGCGGGUAGGAUCUGUGUUCGGCCUGCUUUCCCCGCGGGAUCCCCAGUCCCUAUCACUCAGAACUGGAGCGGCGGCCUCAGGGGCACCCCGCGCUCACCGACCGCGCCUGAGGGUCUUCGCUGCCCGCGCUUUCUCACCGCCUCUUCCCGCGUUCUACUUGUUUGAGCUGGGCCCAGCCUCUGCGACCACCCCGGGCGGUGGGCGCGGGGGAGUCCGAGGCGGACCCCGCGGCCCAACUCCUCGCUCCUGCUGGAGCCGGCCGCCUCCAUGGCCUCCCGACAGGCCGGGCCGGGCCGCGGAAGGUCCUAGGAACCGGGAUUCCGGGAAGCAAGGAGCAUGGUGGGGGUCUUGGCCAUGGCGGCGGCAGCUGCUCCCCCUCCGGUGAAAGACUACGGGAAUGAGGCAAGCAAGAAGCGAAGGAAAGAUGAUGACAGAACUUGCAAAACAAUCACUAAAUAUUUAUCACCAAUGGGGAAGACUGCAGACAGGGUUUUCUCUCCACCAAAAUCCAGUAAUAUUCUGGAUUAUUUUAGAAAGACUUUACCCACAAAUGAGAAAACUCAGACAGCAAAAAAGUACAAGAUAAAAUCAUCCACACCAUUGCCUGCUGACAGUGACAAAGACUGUAAAACGCCUUUGGAAAUGUCCUCAAAUACAGAGAAUAAGAAGAGAGGAAAGAGACUUAAUUUAUCUCAUCAACUAAGUCAUAUUAAAACUGAAAAUGAAUCUGCAAUUGAAAUUAACAGUGAUGAUAGCAAGGAAGACUCCAGUUUAAGUAACAAUUUUGUGGGAAGUAGUACUUCUGCUUUACUCUACAAGAAACAUGUCAAGGUACUUGCAGAAAGUAUUCAAGAUACCAAAAAACAAUCAAGCACUAUGACCUCCAAAAAAAGUUCUAAGAAAAUAAGUCCUAAACAAGGCCCCUCAAAAAAUGAUCGCAGAAAAUUGAGGAAAAGGAAGCACAGAGAGGUAAUAAAUCUAUCUGAAAGUUUACCCUUAGCAGAGGAACUAAAUCUCCUUAAAAGACAUGGUAAUGAUAGUAAACAGAUAAUGCCUUCCCUAACUAAUGAAAUGGAAAAUACUGCAAAUGAUGCAGAAUCUAGAGAUAAUAUAACUAAAACAGCCCAGUUAAAUGAUAGUACAAUAACUGUCUCAUAUGAGGAAUUUUUAAAAAGUCACAACGAAAGUAAAGUGGAACAGGCACCAGACUCUACAGUGUCUGUUUGUAUUCCUUCUGAAACUGUUGACGAUGCAGUCAAAAGUGGUUGUAUGACUGACCCAGAAACCUAUGAAAUUUCCCAACAGGUCCGCUUUAAGACAGUCACUGUUCUUGCCCAAGUUCACCCCAUCCCCCCAAAAAAGACAGGGAAAAUACCCUCAAUUUUCUUGAAACAAAAGCAGGUGGAAAUGGAAAAUAGUCUGUCUGAUCCUGAGAAUGAACAGACGAGUCAGAAAAGAAAAUCUAAUGUCGUUAUACAUGAGGAAGAACUAGAAUUGGCAGUGUUGGAAGCUGGAAGUUCUGAAGCUGUGAAACCAAAAUGCACUCUAGAAGAAAGACAGCAGUUUAUGAAAGCAUUUAGGCAGCCAACAUCAGAUGCACUUAAAAAUGGAGUCAAAAAGUCUUCUGAUAAGCAGAAAGAGCUCAAUGAAAAAUCUUUAAAUGAGGAAGGAAGAGACAAUAAUUCUAAAAAAAUCAUGGAAAAUCCUAAUAUCCAAAUGAUUUCAAAUAAUGGCAAUUCACAGACACAUGCUGAUAAAGGAGGUUUUCCUAAGGAGAAAAGUAAAAAGCUGAAGAAAAAGAAUAAAAAAAUCUUAGAUACUGGUGCUAUUCCAGGUGAAAAUAGAGAGAGAAAUCCUCAAGAGAACGAAUCAACUUUUUCCUUUAAAGAGAAACAAAAUCAAAACAGGCUUAGAAUGAGUUUAAGACAAAAGAAAACAGAAGUUUUCAAAAACAGCACAUUACUUAACAGCAAAAACCUUGUUUGUGAAGGUGCAGCAGAUGAUGACCCUCUAAAAAUUUCCUCUCCGUGUAACAGUAAGUCUUCAAGAAAAACCGGCAUACCAGUUAAGGAUAAGGUUAUACACUCUAAAGCUGAGACUGAAGACAGCUUGGUAUUUGUUUCUACACUGAAACCAAGCAGAAGAUCUGUAAGAAGUAGCAGCACACCUGCUACAGUAAUCAUUAGAGCUACGGAUUCUGAAGACGCACAAGACGAUAGUCCAGUAAAAGCUUCCACUCCAAAAGCAGCGAACUUAUCAGGGAAGCGUAGCUUAUAUACAGCGGAAUUAAUAACAGUAUCCUCUGAUUCAGAGAGUCCUAUUAGAAUGAAAUUCACCAGAAUUAGUACUCCCAAAAAAUCUAAGAAAAAAUCUAAGAAAAGGUCUAAGAAAUCUGAAACAGCUGAUGAAGAUUUUGAGUCUCAGACUAGAAAGGUAAGCAGUGCUUCAAAAAAUGUAUCCAAAGCAAAACAAUUGAUUGAAAAAGCAAAAGCUUUACACAUUAGUAGGUCAAAAGCUACUGAAGAAAUAGUGACACCUUUAAGGCGUUCGUCCAGACAUCAGACGCUCCCUGAAAAGUCAGAAACAGAAGACUCUGUAAUAACAGGUUCAAGUCCUACUCCUUUAAAGCAUCCUGAGAAAAAUCAGAAGAAACUUCAGUGUCUGAAUGAUGUGUUAGGAAAAAAACUUAACAAGACUCCUAAAAAUGUCCCUGGAAAAGUGAAAGUCGCGCCUUUAUUUCUUACUAGAAAGGCUCAGAAAACAGCUGAUCCUGUCCUUGGUUUUGAUGAAAGCAGUCAAGAUGCAACUGAAAAGCCUCAGGCUUGUGAUGUGCAGUUUAAAGCAAAGCGUGACUUUCUAAUGAGUGGUUUGCCAGAUUUGUUGAAACGACAAAUUGCAAAGAAAGCUGCUGCGUUAGAUGUGUACAAUGCAGUGAGUACCAGUUUCCAGAGCGUCGUUCAUGUUCAGCAAAAAGAUGAUGGGUGCCAUUUGUGGCAUUUGAAACCACCCACUUGUCCUCUCUUAACUAAACUUAAAGAACUGAAUACUAAAGUAAUAGAUCUCUCAAAAUGUGUCAUGGCUCUUGGUGAAUUUUCAACAUUGAAUUCAAAUUCAAAAAGUAAUAAUUCUGCUGUUGUUUUUGUUGGGAGAAGGAAGGAUUUGACUGAAGAAGUACGAAAUCUUUUGCUGGAGGAAAUUAGGUGGUCAAAUCCCGAGUUUUCUUUGAGGAAAUACUUCCCUUUGCUUCUAAAAAAGCAAACUGAGCACCAGGUACUUUCCAAGUGUCAUCAUAAACAAGAAAGUCCAAAACUAGAGCCCGACGUCAGUCGAAAAGAAACCAAAAGGAAACGAGUGGAAAUGGAAAAUCAUAAAUCCAAAAGAAAGAAACCAAAUGAGUAUUCAGAAAGUCCAAAAAAGAUAAGUGGGAAACUAGAAGAACUUGACAAAAGAAACAACUCCAGUGGGAUAAAGCUAGAUUCUUCCAAAGGUUUAUUUCCUAAAACAUCCAGGAAGAAACGAACAGCUUUGAGUACAAGGUGUAAAGUGGAAACAGAAGCCGUAGAAGAUUCUGAUAUUCUGAUAAUAGAUGGUGACAUGUCUACAUCAGAAGUAUCUUCUAUUCCGGAUUCUGGAACUGAAGACAUGCUUUGGACAGAAAAGUAUCAACCUCAGAACUCCGGUGAACUCAUAGGCAAUGAGCUAGCUAUUAGAAAGUUACAUAGUUGGUUGAAAGACUGGAAAAGAAGAGCUGAAUUGGAAGAAGGACAGAAUUUGAAGGGAAAAAGAGAUGAGAAACAGGAAGAUCCAUUGGACGGCAUAGACUUUAAAGGCAGUUCAGAUGAUGAAGAAGAGAAUCGUCUUUGCAAUACUGUUCUUAUAACAGGGCCAACAGGAGUGGGGAAAACUGCUGCGGUAUAUGCUUGUGCUCAGGAGCUUGGAUUUAAGAUAUUUGAAGUGAAUGCCUCUUCUCAGCGCAGUGGUAGACAAAUUCUGUCUCAGCUGAAGGAAGCUACUCAGUCCCAUCAAGUAGACAAGCAAGGUGUAAACUCACAAAAACCCUGUUUUUUUAAUAGCUACAACAUAAGCAAGUCACCAAAAAAAUUAAGCUCCCCCAAGAAGGUUGUUACAUCACCAAGAAAACUUCCUCCACCAUCACCACAAAGUAGUGGACCAAAGCGAGUACUUCCACCUAAAACUUUGGCAAAUUAUUUUAAAGUGUCUUCUAAGCCAAAAAAUAAUGAACAAAUAGGAGCACUUCUGGAAAAUAAUAAAGGAAUCAAAAAUUCUUUUGAACAGAAACCAAUUAUUCAGACUAAAUCUACAAACACAACUAACAAAAAUGUCAAAGAGUUUGGGGCUGAGGAGCCCAACAGGAAAAAUGCAACAUCUCUCAUUCUGUUUGAGGAGGUUGAUGUCAUUUUCGAAGAAGAUGCUGGCUUUUUGAAUGCAAUCAAAACAUUCAUGGCAACCACGAAAAGACCUGUAAUCCUUACAACAAGUGAUCCAACAUUUAGUUUAAUGUUUGAUGGCUUCUUUGAAGAAAUUAAUUUUAACACUCCUUCACUGCUAAAUGUUGCCAGCUACCUACAGAUGAUCUGCUUGACUGAGAAUUUUAGAACCGAUGUAAAAGAUUUUGUAACAUUGCUAACUGCAAAUACUUGUGACAUCAGAAAAAGUAUCCUUUACUUACAAUUCUGGAUUAGAAGUGGAGGUGGAUUUUUAGAAGAAAGGCCAUUAUCUUUUUGUCGAGGAAAUAGCAGAAAUGUACAACUUGUUUGCUCUGAAGAUGACCCUGAUUCCAAAAAUAAUGCUAAAAAUAGUAAAAGGAAUCCAACAGACCUUCCCAAAUGUGACAUUGGCUGUGCUGAGACCUUGUUUGGCCUUAAGAACAUUUUUUCCCCAUCUGAAGACUUAUUUUCAUUUUUGAAGCACAAAAUCAGAACAAAGGAAGAAUGGCAUAAGCUCAUCCAGCUUCUUACAGAAUUCCAAAUGAGGAAUGUAGAUUUCUUAUAUAGUAAUCUUGAGUUCAUUCUACCAUUACCUGUUAAUAUCAUUCCAGAAACAGAAAACUUUUCUGGUUCAUCAGUAAGUGUGGACACCAAUGCAGCAACAAAAAAUAUGAAAUGUCUUGCUAGGAAACUUUCUGAAGGAGAGAAGCCAUUGAAAAAGUCACAAAAAAAGAAACAUAAGAAAAAGAUGGUAAUUUUAGAUGAUAGUGACUUAUUUGACACCGAAUUGGACUUUUCUGAUGAAUUUAUUAGGCUUUCCUCUGCAUCUUCUCCAAAUUCAGAAGAAAGCAAAGCUAGAGAUAAAGAAAGCAAUCCAGAGACAAAGAAACUAAACACAUGUCUAGAGUCAAAUGUUGAAUCUAUUCCUCGUUCUCCUAAAACACCAGCAGAAAAGAAAUAUUCUGUCCUUGUUUCUCACUGUUUAAAUUCUCUCACCGAGUUCAUGGACAACAUGUCCUUCUUAGAUGCCCUUUUAACUGAUGUAAGGGAACAUAGGGAAUUUGGUAAAAAUGAUUUUGGCUGGACAAAUGGAAAGGUUAAAAGUGGACUUUGUGAUGAGUUUAGUCUCGAGAGUAGUGAUGGAUGGACUUCUCAAAGCUCUGGAGAAUUAAAGGCAGCUGUAGAAGCUCUCAGCUUUACUAAAUGUUCUUCUACUAUUUCAAAAGCAUUGGAAACCUCCCUGAAUUCUUGCAAGAAAGUAGGAAGAGAUCCAACAAAAGAACUUACUUUUUAUGUUUCGCAAAAGCGCAACAAUGUACACUUCAGUCAGUCAGCAGCUAAUUUAGACAGUGCUUGGAAGAGGAUAGCAGUCAUCAAAAGUGUGUUUUCUAGCCGAUCUCUUCCGAACCUGGGUAAUAGACAAGCUAGUAUAAUAGAAUACUUGCCAACUCUGCGAAACAUUUGUAAGACUGAGAAGCUAAAAGAACAAGGAAAAAGUAAAAGAAGAUUCCUGCACUAUCUUGAAGGAAUUCAUCUUAACAUUUCAAAAGAGACUAUGAACACUUUGGCAGCUGGCUUCCCUUAAUAUCCUACAUUUACAGUGCCUUGUACAGAUUCUUACAUGGUCCUUAAGAGACAUUUUUUUUUUUUUGCAGUACGCGGGCCUCUCACUGUUGUGGCCUCUCCUGUUGCGGAGCACAGGCUCCGGACGCGCAGGCUCAGCGGCCAUGGCUCACGGGCCCAGCCGCUCCGCAGCAUGUGGGAUCUUCCCGGACCAGGGCAUGAACCCGUGUCCCCUGAAUCGGCAGGCGGACUCUCAACCACUGCGCCACCGGGGAAGCCCAAGAGACAUUUUUAUAGUGAUUUUCAUGGAAGAGUUUAUUUCUCUUAAUGUACAUUUAAAACAUACUAUUUGUAUAUUUCUUAUUAGUGUGUAAAUAUUUAAAAUGAAAAUUACAAAUUGUAUUUAUAAUUGUGGUAGUGGUGGGGUUUUUUGAAUUUUUUUGUAUUAUCUGAUUUAGCGUUGUUGGAGUAUUUUUGUAUGUGUGUGAGCUGUUUCUAGAAGGUAGAGUUCACUGAAUAUUUCUAAAGGUGCUUCAGUGCUAAACUAAUCCAUAAUUUUUCCCCUUCUGGUGACCCUUAAUCCACACUGUGAAUGUGAAUCACCUAGGUGAUAAUCUUUUUUAAAAAUAAGUUUACACAGGGCUUCCCUGGUGGCGCAGUGGUUGAGAGUCUGCCUGCCAAUGCAGGGGACACGGGUUCAAGCCCUGGUCUGGGAAGAUCCCACAUGCCGCGGAGCAGCUGGGCCCGUGAGCCACAGCUACUGAGCCUGCGCGUCUGGAGCCUGUGCUCCGCAACGAGAGGCCGCGACAGUGAGAGGCCCGCGCACCGCGAUGAAGAGUGGCCCCUGCUCACCGCAACUAGAGAAAGCCCUCGCACAGAAAUGAAGACCCAACACAGCCAAAAUAAAUAAAUAAAUAAAUAAAAUAAGGUUAUACGAUCCAAGAUACAAAAUAGCAUGUAUAAUACAUAAGCAAACUUCCUAGGAAAGAAAUUUCAAAAAGUUAAGAUCUUCCUGAUAAAAUUAUUUUUAGCGUACUCAUCCAGUAUAUUUUACCAUGUGAAUCACUGCACGCUGACAAGGUGAAAUCAAGAUUAUGAAUUGUAGUUUUCAUAAAUCUUUUUUAGCAACCAUACAAAUGUGAUAUCGUGUAUAUUUUGACAAUUCAAAUCAUUUGUACAUUUUUCUUGUAUUUUUAUAUCAUUGGUGUUUUAUUUCAUAAAGAUAUUAAUGAUAAUAUAAAUAUUUUGGACAAACUGCUAUUCACUGAAACUGUAACAAAAGAUUCUACCCUAGGAUUUCUACAUGAUAGCCAUUUCGACUUAAGGUUAUAUUUUUGGAGAAAGUAUAUAUUUUUAAUUACAAGAUUUUAAAAUACCACAUUUCACUUAAAAUCAUUUUUGCAAUCAGAUGUAUCUGAAAAUAGUUUCCUAUUUCAAGUGUUUAUAUUAUAUAUUAGCUUAAUAUUCAGUUACAUUAUCUGGUGAAUUAAUUUUCACUUCAAAAGAUAAGGAUCCUAAUUUUGUACAGUUGAAAAAUAGAUGUAUACCUGUGUACAAAAUGUUUUUACCUCUUAUUUGUUCAACCUACCUUUUCUUGUAUUGAUAGUACACUGAUUUAAUUAAAGGCUAAAGCUAAAAGACUGCAAUGUUUAGAGAGUUCCAGAUGUAAUCAUCUGGGUAAAUAUGGAUAUUGUAUAGGCUUGGAUAUCGUCUAUAUCUUAUAGGUUUUGUCCCUGUACAAAAGAGAAUAACAUCUAAGGCAUUUUUUUAAGUAUAUGGAUUUAUUAUUUUCUACUGAAUGCAAAAGUCCACUACCUGUAGAGCAUUUACCAGUUAAUUUGGUCUUUAAUUAUUAGAAAAUUCGGAUAAUCCUCGUCAAUUGAGGAACCAAAGUAAAAUAACUCCAUAGAAUUGUAUUUAAAUGAGCAAGAACCAAGAAAUAAUGGGGGUAUUUUCCUCCCUAAUAGGGACACAUUUAAUAUCUUUUUUUUUUAAGGUUAAGCAUAAUUUUGGGAAAUAUUUUCUCAAUUCUUAAAGGUUCCUGUAAGACUUAAGAUUUACUUUUGUGAUAAAAGUAACCAAAUUUUGAUGACUCUUCAGUACUUAGCAUCUUAUCCCAUAAAUGUCUAAUUUGGACACAUUUCACUACAGCUAUUUCUAGAAAUGCUGAGAAGUAGAAUGCCACACAUCUGGCAUGAACAAUUGAAUGGUUGGUGAAACUGUUUACUAAAGUAUAAAACAAUGGCAAAUGACGUGGUCUGGAGGAAAGAGAAUGAUUUCAGAUGUGUACUUGGAGGUAUCUACAACAGUUACAAGGUGGAGAUGCUCACGUAUACAGUCACAUAUGUAGAGAUUUACAUGUGCACGGCCACAGUCUAGAGUGUACAUCAGACUGCCUAGGGAGUUGGAGGUGCUGGAAGGGAGGACUUCCAUGUAUUUUAUAGAUUUCUGAUUAUUUGAAUUUUUUUUUCCCCAACAAGUAUACUUCACUUUUAGAUUAAAGGAAAGAAAAGACUUAAUGCUUUGACAUCAGAGAGACUUGGGUUCAGUAUAGGUGAGAUAUAAUGAGGGCCUGAACUAAGGCAAAUCUAAUGGAAAUGGAGAGAUGUGGGGAAAAAAGUGCUACUUUUCUCAAAAGAUGGUCUGUUAAGUAAAAUAUUUCAAAGUUUAGGGCUUCCCUGGUGGCGCAGGGGUUAAGAAUCCUCCUGCCAAUGCAGGGGACACGGGUUCGAGCCCUGGUCCGGGAAGAUCCCACAUGCCACGGAGCAGCUAAGCCCGUAUGCCACAGCUACAGAACCUGCUCUCUAGAGCCCGCGAGCCACAACUACUGAGCCCGUGUGCCACAACUACUGAAGGCCGCACACCUAGAGCCUGUGCUCCGCAACAAGAGAAGCCACCGUAAUGAGAUGCCCACGCACCACAACGAAGAGUAGCCCUUGUUCGCUGCAACUAGAGAAAGGCCCAUGCACAGUAACGAAUACUCAAUGCAGACCAAAAAAAAAAAAUUUCAAAGUUUAAAAAUGAGCCUAUUGGGCUUCCCUGGCAUUCCAGUGGUUAAGACUCCACGCUUCCACUGUAGGGGGUACAGGUUCAAUCCCUGGUUGGGGAACUAAGAUCCUGCAUGCUGCAUGGUGCAGCCAAAAAAAAGAAAA
Molecule: messenger RNA, 9217 nt
Organism: Orcinus orca (killer whale)
Lineage: Eukaryota; Metazoa; Chordata; Mammalia; Artiodactyla; Delphinidae
Gene: ATAD5
Product: ATPase family AAA domain containing 5
Exons: 23
Coding region: 391-6087 (1898 amino acids)
Cellular component (GO): nucleus
Molecular function (GO): DNA binding; DNA clamp unloader activity; ATP binding
Source: RefSeq, a predicted model, not a curated record